AUGAUUGUCAUGAACAGCUUUGCCAAUGGCGAAUGGGGAAAGGAAGAGCGCAAGUCGAACCCAAUCAAGAAGGGAGACUCUUUCGACAUCCGAAUCCGUGCUCAUGAUGAUCGCUUCCAGGUCUGUGUUGAUUAUUUUUGAGC
Strongylus vulgaris is the source of this 143-nucleotide messenger RNA. NCBI's taxonomy places the organism in Eukaryota, Metazoa, Nematoda, Chromadorea, Rhabditida, Strongylidae. The record is from the annotation of a GenBank genome assembly.